Molecule: messenger RNA, 1317 nt
Organism: Penicillium soppii
Lineage: Eukaryota; Fungi; Ascomycota; Eurotiomycetes; Eurotiales; Aspergillaceae
Product: peroxisomal membrane protein PEX14
Exons: 1
Coding region: 1-1317 (438 amino acids)
Biological process (GO): protein import into peroxisome matrix, docking
Cellular component (GO): peroxisomal importomer complex; peroxisomal membrane
Molecular function (GO): signaling receptor binding
Source: RefSeq, a predicted model, not a curated record
AUGGCCCCAAGCCAAGUCCGGGGGAAGGUUAUCUUGCUCCUUAACUACACCUUCUUUCCAAGGCUUUCACUAUUUGGUCUGAAAUCUACUAAGAACUUCAUUAUGCCAGAAGACAACUCCAAACCAGCAUCUAUUCCCGAAUGGCAGAGACCAAAUAAGACAGCUAAUGAGUCGCCAUCGCCGAGCUCCGACAAUGCGCCCGCAACUACAACUACCCCCCGACAAACCCUCCUAGACCAAGCAUCAAAAUUUCUAGAAGACGAGUCCAUCCGUGAUGCUUCCAUAGACCGCAAAGUCUCAUUCCUCGAGUCCAAAGGUCUAAGCUCAGACGAUAUCCAGCAAGUCCUCGGCGUCUCCCGAAAUGCAGAGGCGAGCUCAACCCCAACCGAGAAACCUCAAGAAGAGACCCAAUCCAACCCAUCAACCCAAACCGAAGUGACCCCUUCAUCACCUGUCACUGCAUCACCACCAACAACCACAAUGCCGCAACAGCGCCCCCCGCCCGCCUCCCGCGAUGUCCCUCCAAUAAUCACCUACCCAGAGUUCCUCUUCGAGCAAAACAAGCCACCGCCCCUAGUGACAAUGCAAAACCUCAUGUACACCCUCUACGGCGCAGCAGGCCUAGGGGCAGCCAUCUACGGCGCAAGCGAAUACAUCGUGAAACCAAUGCUCGCAAGCCUAACCAGCGCGCGCCACGAGCUAGCCAACACAGCCGAAGAAAACCUCCAAAAGCUCAACGCAAAGCUAGAGCAGACGGUUUCCGUCGUUCCGCCGCAGCUGACAGCGCGCAAAGCAACGUCCAACGACGACGAAGAAGACGAUGACUCCAUUACCUCGGACCCGACGGAGCUCUUCCAUAGGGACAUGGCGACGCAGACAAGUCCCGAGCCUACUCCAGCGCCGUCGACUACUGAUGCUGUCAACUCAGCUGAUGUCGGCAUCACACUGACUACGAAGGUCAACGAUCACGUUAGCCGUGUUGAGUCGAUCACCUCGCAAUUGCGCGGGAUUAUCGAUUCCGAGAAAGAUGCUAGUACUUUGGAUGAUUCCAUGCGUACUGGUCUUACGGAAUUGCAUCAUUAUUGUGAUACGUUGAUCUAUAGUGCGCCUGCUUACUCUGCUGGGUCGACGUAUGGGGUGUGGAAUUCCAACAACGGCUCCAAUGAUAACUCUGGUUUACGCAAGGCGGAGGAUGAAGCGAUUGCUGGAUUUAGAGCGGAUAUUCGAGGAGUGAAGGGUGCGUUGUUGAGUGCGCGCAACUUCCCUGCUAGUCGAGGUGGGAGACUUGGGAGUGGACUGCCGGUUGGGAGACGAUAA